GCCCCUGGGAAGGAGAAGCAGGCGGCGGAGGAGCCCCGCCAGGAGGGCCAUGUCCCGCUCCAACCGGCCGCGCGAGUACAAGAGCGGAGACCUGGUCUUCGCCAAGAUGAAGGGCUACCCGCACUGGCCCGCCAGGAUUGACGAGAUGCCAGAGUCGGCCAUCAAGUCAGCCUCCAACAAAUACCAGGUCUUCUUCUUUGGGACUCAUGAAACGGCCUUCCUGGGACCCAAAGACCUCUUUCCCUAUGAGGAGUGCAAGGCAAAGUUUGGCAAGGCCAACAAGCGGAAAGGCUUCAGUGAAGGCCUCUGGGAGAUCGAGAACAACCCCACCGUCAAGGCCUCGGGAUACCAGCCCACCCAGAAGAAGGCCUCUGCCACGGAGGAUGCCAAGAGCGAGCGGGAGAGUGGCAAGAAAGGCAGCCCUGAGGGGAGCAGCGAUGAGGAGGGCAACCUGGUGAUCGAUGAACAGUCCAAGGAGAAGAAUGAGAAGGUGGCUGGGAAUAAGCGGAAAGCAGAGGGUGCUCUGGAGGAUUCCUCCCCCAAGCGCAUCAAGGAAGCUGAGGCCCAGGAGGAUGCUGGGGAGAAGCCAGGCUGCGAAGGAGCCCCCCAGGAGGCGGCUGAGAAGCAGAAGCCCAGCGUCCCGGCAGGGGAUCAGGAGACAAAAAGCGGUGGGGGCAGCAACCCGGCUGACAAGCCCAGAGCAGAGGAUGAAGGGAAGGAGAAAGCCACCACUGAGGAGGAAGAGGACGAGGAGGAGGAAGACGAGGAGGAGGAAGAUGAGGAGGAGGGGAGCAGAGAUCACAAGGAGAGCCUGUAACUAGCCGGCCCACCUGGUCGUUGGACCCGAUCCUGACCUGCUGGUUUCUCUGGGUGCUAAGAGCCAGAUUUUCCUGCCCCGGCUUGCCAUCUCUGCCACUUCGGAGGGAGGGGAAAGAUCCGCAGCCGAGGCACCAACAUUUCUACAGAAGCGAAUGGAAAUCGACCCACCCAGCCAACCUGCGUCUCUCCCGUCUGGCCGUUUUGCCAGCCCCGCUCUUUGAGUUAGUUACUUCUCGGGUUGGGAGUGCUCAGCAGCCACUUUGAAAUAAAAGCAGUUGAAUGCCUUUUUAAAAAAAUAAUAAA
Messenger RNA from Sceloporus undulatus (fence lizard), 1122 nucleotides. It is a transcript of the gene HDGF, whose product is annotated as heparin binding growth factor. Lineage: Eukaryota; Metazoa; Chordata; Lepidosauria; Squamata; Phrynosomatidae. Gene Ontology annotation, molecular function: double-stranded DNA binding; transcription coregulator activity. Bases 50 to 817 code for a protein of 255 amino acids. Gene Ontology annotation, biological process: regulation of transcription by RNA polymerase II. The transcript is spliced from 6 exons. The record is from RefSeq and is a predicted model, not a curated record. Gene Ontology annotation, cellular component: nucleus.